AUGAGGGUUUGUUCUGAGCAAACCAACACAAAACAAGGAUACCCAAGCCAGAAGAGCUCAAGGGCAGGCAGUAUUGCAGGUGGCACAACUCUUGGAACUAGUAGUUGUGUAGUUUUCAGAGAUGUUAUACAAGAAGGAAUAGCAGCAGGAAGGUUGAAACUGGCGGAGAAAUCUCCUUCAGUCACAACAGAUCCUUUUCCCCAACCACAAGUCAACAUGGUCAACUUAAAUUGGCCAGAACAGAAGAGAAGCAGGCCAACGACAAAAGCCAGUUCCAGCAGAGGCAGAAUGGUUUCAAGGGAAACUAUUGAAAGGCCAAAAACAACUAUCUCAGCUGGAGUAGUGCUCUGCAGCAAGUGCAAAUGUGAAGCUGAGUUAGAAGUGGUCUUGGACAGGCAGAGUCAGCCCAUUCCAAGUGUUUUUGGCAGGAUUGGAACCUCAUCCCGAGAUAGAGCCAGGCGGAAGGAGUAUCCCAAACCAACCCAGCACAGCAGGAGGAUGACAGAGCAGCCCAAGAAGGAAAUAUCAAUCAAGAUGCCCGGGAAUGAGAAACCUCUAGCUGCUAUCAUAGAAGGAAGGUGGUAUGCUGUCGGGAAAAAUGGCAAACCAACUAUGGAAUUAACCAGAACCCAGAAGAGGAGGGUUCAAAGGCAAUACUGCAUGUUCCUCAAGAACAAAAGUGACGCACAGGCACCUCCGGAGACAGAACAGAAAAGGGAAAGAUCCGGAAAUACUUUCCCAGACAGAACAAGUAAUCCAGCCACAGAAAAUAUACAAGGAGAAUCUGAACCUAUUCCGAUAGAAGGGCCAGAAGACUGGACUGAGAGAAAUGAAGAGGAGCAGCUAGAUUAUGAGCCAUCUGCAGAUGACCAGAAUGCACUCCUCGAAACAGGAGAACAGGAAGACUGGACAGAAGGAUUCGGGGACGAACACAUGGAAUAUGAUGGGGAAUUAGAUGCAGAAACUGAACCUUUUGGUGCAGAAUUGGAAAACCUGUUGCAGGGUGAUUUGGACAUCAACACGGUGUUCAUUCUGCCAGAAAAGUUCAGAGCUGCAGAAGGAGAAGAAAGCACUCUGGAGGGAGAUGUUUUCUCCCAGGAAAGUUUCGAAUGCAGGUUGGCAGAGGCAGAAGAGACGACAUAA
Messenger RNA from Prunus armeniaca (apricot), 1143 nucleotides. Lineage: Eukaryota; Viridiplantae; Streptophyta; Magnoliopsida; Rosales; Rosaceae. The record is from the annotation of a GenBank genome assembly.